Molecule: messenger RNA, 3195 nt
Organism: Musa acuminata subsp. malaccensis (wild Malaysian banana)
Lineage: Eukaryota; Viridiplantae; Streptophyta; Magnoliopsida; Zingiberales; Musaceae
Product: homeobox-leucine zipper protein HOX32
Molecular function (GO): lipid binding; DNA-binding transcription factor activity; DNA binding
Source: RefSeq, a predicted model, not a curated record
GAGAGAAAGCACUUUAUGUUUUCCCUCCUCUUCCUCACAGAGACAGCUGCUGCCACUGCAGCAGGCCAAGCAUUAGCAGCAUAAACAACACGUCAAGACCCAAAACAUGUACUUGGAAAGAAUAGAUGGCCUCUCACACUUUAUUUAAGCCAUUAAACUGAGAAGAAAGCAUAUGAAACGGGAGAGCACAGCCGCUCGCCCCCGGCUUUAAACUUCGAAGGGUUAGCAGCGCCAACCAAGGCGCCUCCUUUUCAGCUUCCUCUUCUUCCCCGUCCCACCCUCUAUCCGUAGAGCAAUGGCUGCUUCGUGGGAGGAGAGGCAGAUGGGGUUCCCCUCGGCGGCGGCGGCGACGAGUUUUUGAGGUGCGGUGAUGUGUCUCCUGCUGCCGAGGAGCCGGGAGAAAGGGAGGGCGGGAGGCUUCUGAGGGUGGUGAGUGCGUCGGGUGGGGAAAGAUUGGAUUUUUGAGGGAUUUGCGUAGGGGAGGGGAUGGCGAUGGUUGCGAGCGGAAGGGAAGCGGGCAAGGGGCAGCAGGAAGCCGCGGCCGCGAUGGACACGGGGAAGUACGUGAGGUACACGCCGGAGCAGGUGGAGGCGCUCGAGAGGGUAUACAGCGAGUGCCCGAAGCCGAGCUCCCUGAGGCGGCAGCAGCUCGUACGGGAGUGUCCCAUUCUCUCCAACAUCGAGCCAAAGCAGAUCAAGGUCUGGUUCCAGAACAGAAGAUGCCGAGAGAAGCAGAGGAAGGAAGCCUUUCGUCUCCAAACAGUUAACCGCAAGCUGAAUGCCAUGAACAAGCUGUUGAUGGAGGAAAAUGAUCGGCUGCAGAAGCAGGUGUCCGAACUUGUUUAUGAGAAUGGCUAUAUGCGACAGCAACUGCACAAUGCAUCUGUAGCCACCACCGACACCAGCUGUGAAUCUGUAGUCACAAGUGGUCAGCACCAACGUCAACAAAACCCAACACCUCAGCAUCCUCAAAGGGAUGCUAACCCAGCUGGUCUCCUUGCAAUCGCUGAGGAGACAUUGGCAGAGUUCUUGUCGAAGGCUACUGGAACUGCCGUCGAUUGGGUUCAGAUGGUUGGGAUGAAGCCUGGUCCGGAUUCCAUUGGAAUCGUUGCUGUUUCCCAUAAUUGUAGUGGGGUAGCAGCUCGAGCUUGUGGCCUUGUGAGUCUGGAACCCACAAAGGUUGCAGAGAUAAUUAAAGAUCGUCCAGCUUGGUAUCGUGAUUGCCGUUGCAUUGAUGUGCUUACUGUAAUUCCCACUAGUAAUGGAGGGAAUAUAGAACUUAUAUACAUGCAAACAUAUGCACCUACCACUUUGGCAGCAGCACGAGACUUUUGGACUCUGAGAUAUACUAGAGGUUUAGAAGAUGGCAGCCUUGUGAUUUGUGAGAGGUCUUUAACUCCUGCAACUGGUGGUCCGACUGGGCCUCCUUCUCCAAAUUUCAUAAGGGCUGAAAUGCUUUCCAGUGGAUAUCUAAUCCGACCAUGUGAGGGUGGUGGCUCAAUGAUUCACAUUGUUGAUCAUGUUGAUUUAGAUGCAUGGAGUGUACCUGAGGUUCUUAGACCCUUGUAUGAAUCACCAAAAUUUCUGGCCCAGAAAAUGACAAUUGCUGCAUUUCACCACCUAAGACAAAUUGCUCAAGAAACCAGUGGUGAAGUUCCAUAUGGUGGGGGUCGACAACCUGCUGUAUUAAGGACCUUCAGUCAAAGACUGAGCAGAGGUUUCAAUGAUGCUGUGAAUGGAUUUGCUGAUGAUGGUUGGUUAUUACUGGGCAGCGAUGGUGUUGAGGAUGUGACAAUUGCUAUAAAUUCUUCCUCAAAUAAACUUAUUGGGUCUCAUGUGAACUCUUCAGCAUUGUUUUCAACCAUGGGAGGUGGUGUUCUAUGUGCAAAAGCAUCAAUGUUGCUGCAGAAUGUGCCGCCUGCUAUAUUGGUUCGGUUUUUAAGGGAGCAUCGAUCAGAAUGGGCUGAUUGUGGUGUUGAUGCUUAUUCUGCCGCAUCAUUGAGAACUAGCCCAUAUGCAGUCCCUGGUGUUAGGACUAGCAGUGGGUUAUCGGGGAGUCAGGUGAUCCUUCCUCUCGCGCAUACUCUGGAGCUUGAAGAGUUCUUGGAGGUGAUCAAACUCGAGGGUCAUGUUUUUAACCAAGAUGAUGUCAUUUUGUCGAGGGAUGUGUACUUGUUACAGCUUUGCAGCGGAGUUGAUGAGGAUGCUGUUGGUGCUUGUGCUCAGCUUGUUUUUGCACCCAUCGAUGAAUCCUUUGCUGAUGAUGUUCCUUUGCUACCCUCAGGCUUCCGUGUUAUACCACUGGAACCUAAAACAGAUUCUCCUGUUGCUUCACGAACCCUCGAUUUGGCAUCCACGUUAGAGAUUGGAUCUGGUGCUGCAUCACGCUCUGUUAAUGAGACAGCUUCAAGUUCAUACAACCUGCGGUCGGUCCUCACGAUAGCCUUCCAGUUCACAUACGAGAAUCAUCUCCAAGAUAAUGUUGCAGCAAUGGCCCGGCAAUAUGUUAGAAGCGUGGUUGCCUCAGUGCAGAGAGUUGCUAUGGCAAUUGCACCUCGACCCAGCGGUCAGAUUGGAGUCGAGCAUUUACCGCAAGGUUUUCCUGAAGCUGACACGCUGGCACGUUGGAUUUCUCAGAGCUACAGGGCUCAUACUGGACUAGAGAUCCUCCGCGAGGGCUCACAAACUAGUGAUUCAUUGCUGAAACUGUUGUGGCAUCAUUCGGAUGCAAUUGUGUGUUGUUCUUUGAAGGGUUCUCCUGUUUUUACCUUCUCCAAUCAAGCUGGUCUUGAUAUGCUGGAAACUACGCUGAUCGCUCUUCAAGACAUGACGCUGGAGAAGACUCUUGAUGAUGGUGGUCGGAAGCUUCUUUGCUUGGAAUUCCCCAAGAUCAUGCAGCAGGGCUUUUCUUAUCUUCCUGCUGGUAUCUGCCUGUCGAGCAUGGGGAGGCCGGUGUCGUAUGAACAAGCCGUGGCAUGGAAGGUCCUGAAUGACGAUGAUUCACCCCAUUGUCUUGCUUUCAUGUUUCUGAACUGGUCUUUUGUUUGAAUGCCCUGAGCAAUUCUAGCCCUUCUGUGAUCCACUUAGCUAGGGGUGGAUGCAACUUUAGAACUCAUCCCUUUUGCUUAAGUUACAGUUUCUAAAGAACUACCAAGAAACAUGUCUUAAUCCAUGAAUUCUGCUUAUUAUGCUUUA